CACAACCCUAUCUCUCACACACACAGAGAGUUGGAGAGUUGAAAAUGGGAGUGAGGAAAUGCUCCAAGUGCGGGAAAACGGGUCACAAUUCAAGAACUUGCAGAAAUGAUUCAUCAAGAAGAGAGAAUUGUGGUCAAAUUAUGAGGCUUUUUGGUGUGGAAGUAGCAAGAGUGGCAUCUCCUAGUGAUGGAUUUGGGCUCAUAAAGACUUUGAAUUUUAAUCAAAUGGAAUUAGUAUCAUCUUCCGACCAAGAUUCUGAUAAACUUAAGCAUGUUGGAACACUUCAUCAACCCCAGAGGAAAAAGGGUAUACCGUGGAGUGAAGAGGAGCACAGAUUAUUCCUAAUUGGGCUUGAAAAGCUUGGAAAAGGAAAUUGGAGAGGAAUUUCAAGAAAUUUUGUGACCACAAGAACUUCUACACAAGUAGCAAGCCAUGCUCAAAAAUAUUUUCUCCGCCAAAAUAAUGCCAACAAAAAUAAAUUCACUCCUACAGUGCUCUCCAUGGUGCGGCGCAAUGAAGCGCAAUGUUGUAUUUACUCGAAGAAAAAACCCAACAAUUCGCCGUUGAGAUUGCCGAAAUCACCUUAUUUUUGCAGACUUUACAACGAUUCUGCAGCUCAAAAUUCACCCUGCAGCUUAGAGCUCAGCCUUGCUGCUCCGCCGCUCCCGGCGGCGGCGGUUUGGGAACGGCGGCCGGUUGUGCUCUGGAAGAAGCAGUAUGUGGUCAAAAAAAUAUAGCCAUGUCCACCAUUAUUAUAUGUUUUGAUAUUCGAUACACUAAUAAGAAAAUUAUUUUAAACGUUCA
Salvia miltiorrhiza (redroot sage) is the source of this 804-nucleotide messenger RNA. RefSeq names its product transcription factor MYBS3-like. The record is from RefSeq and is a predicted model, not a curated record. The coding region runs from base 45 to 737 and encodes 230 amino acids. Gene Ontology annotation, biological process: response to gibberellin; response to ethylene; response to auxin. NCBI's taxonomy places the organism in Eukaryota, Viridiplantae, Streptophyta, Magnoliopsida, Lamiales, Lamiaceae. Gene Ontology annotation, molecular function: DNA binding; zinc ion binding. The transcript has 3 exons.